AUGACAAGUGAACACAUAGAAUCAAGUGGUUCGCGACCAAUGGAAAGUAAUUCCUUUCCUAACUCACAAAUAAAUAGCAUCGACGUAGAAAAUGAUAAACAAAAUCAAUAUUUUGAUAAGGAGAAAAUAAUGAAUGAUGAAGCUCGAGGUUCCUCAAACGAUAUAGAAAAUGUAGAUUUAAUGGAAGACAUCGUAUCUACACCAAUCACUCAACCAAAAUGCCUUAUAGAUUCUUCAUCUAACAGUGAUUCACUGCAUCAACAUCAACCAACUUCUUCAAGAUCCUUUUAUGAGACACGUGAUUCAACUCCUUCGUGGGGAGUGAGGUCUCAAUCAAAUUUUUCAUUAAAUCGACACCAGUUAACGGAUAAAGAAAGUAGAGAGGAUGUGAGUCACGGAGUGACACAGGAAAAUGAUGUACAGUCUGAAGAUAAAGAGCAUUCAACAGUGGUGGACGAUGAGAUUGGAGAUGAAAUCGUUGAAAAGGUUAUCAUGGCGGUUAAUCAUAGGAAACGUAAAUUGGGAUGUGCCUAUUACAAUGUCUCCACUUCGAUACUAUAUCUAAUGGAAGAUAUGGAAGCAUCUCAACCAAAUGAUAUUGUCAAUUUAUUGCUGUAUCAAAUUAUGCCAUCUGUGAUAAUUGUAAGCUCGCGCGCAGAUGAAAGCUUUAUUCAAAUAUUGCAAUCUCAAGAUGAUACAAAUACAGUUCAAUGCGAAGUGGAAAUUCGUCCAGGCGUUGAAUUUGUCCAUGCUUCUGCAAAAACAAAGCUUUGUUCUAUUCGUUUGGGAAGCCAACAAUCAGAAGCAAAUAGACAAGAUAUUUACUUACAAUUAUCAAGUAUUGUAAACAUGGAGAGCGUUGAAACAGUUUGCUGUGCUGGAGCGUUAAUAAGUUACAUCUCAAGGGGUAAUUCAACGAUAGACGGAUUGCAGGACAGUCAUCAAUUCAUGGAGGUUCUUGGUAUAGAGCAAUUCUCGUUAUCUCAAUUUAUGCAUGUUAAUGGAGAUACGUUAUGUUCAUUGCAAAUAUUCGAGGACGAGUCACAUCCAAAUAUGCAUAUGCAGGCUAGAUCAAAAGAAGGCUUAUCCCUCUUUGGAAUUCUUAAUAAUACGCGUACUUCCACCGGAAAACAACUCCUCAAACAAUGGUUUCUUCGACCUACACUUGACCUCUCGAUACUUGAUGAAAGAUUUCAUACCAUAGAGUGCUUUCUACAACCGUAUAAUUUGGACGUAUCAGAUCAGUUGAUAUCCAGCCUGAAACAUAUUAAAAACAUUCCAAAGAUCAUUGGAAGGAUGAAAGGAAAAUUAAAUGUAAAAGAUUGGCAAUCUUUGUUGCAGUUUGCAUUUUAUUGCCUAAAGAUUAGAAAUCUCGUCAAAGAAUUGCGAUUUGACGAUGAUAUUAAAAUCUUUACUAGGAUAAAAGAAGAGUUUAUUGUUACUGACUUAAAGGAUCUUGGCUCAUACAUAAAUGAUGUGAUUGAUUUCGAUGAAAGUGUCAAAGAGAAUCGAAUUGUGAUCAAGCCUCAUGUAGAUGAGGAACUGGAUCACAUGAAACGGACUUACGACGGAUUAGAUGAUUUCUUGUCCGAAGUCGCUCGCGAGAUCAGUGCAAUCAUUCCAACCGAAUUCGCAUCCACCCUGAAUGUUAUCUAUUUCCCUCAGUUGGGGUAUCUCAUCACUGUUCCGUUAAAACCAGAAUGGAAGGUGGAAAAAGACUUUCAAAUCGACGGUUUGUAUUAUCAGUUCAGUACGGCUACAACUGUGUAUUAUAAAAAUGACAGGAUGCGAGAAUUAGACGAAUAUUUGGGUGACAUUCAUGGACUUAUCGUUGAUCGUGAGAUAGAAAUGGUGCAGAAACUGCAGGAUCGCGCUUUAGAAUAUGUUCCAUUGUUACUCACAUCCAGUGCAAUUUGUUCCGAACUUGACUGUCUUCUCUCUCUGUCAGAAUCGGCAAGACGCUAUAGGUAUUGCCGACCCUUUAUAACUGACGCAAAUAUCUUGAAAAUUGAAAAGGGAAGGCAUCCUUUGCAAGAACUUUGUAUUGAUGUAUUCGUAGAAAAUGAUACAAAUCUCGCUGGCGGUCUAGGGGUCCGUGACGAUGAUAUUUGUGAAGACUCAGUUGAAAAUUCAAAAUCUCUUAGAAUGGAUGACGACCACGACUCCUAUAACAGCAUAAUGUUAUUGAGUGGUGCUAAUUAUUCGGGAAAGAGUGUAUAUUUGAAGCAGGUUGCAUUAAUUACAUAUAUGGCACACAUUGGAAGUUUUGUACCAGCAAAAUCGGCCACGAUAGGCUUAACGGACAAAAUUUUCACUCGAGUACAGACUAGGGAAACGAUUUCUAGGAUCCAAAGUGCAUUCAUGAUUGAUCUCCAACAAAUAUCAAUUGCACUUCGUAAUUCAACGUCGAGAUCGUUAUUGAUUUUUGAUGAAUUUGGAAAAGGAACAGGCUCAACGGGUACAGAUGGUGCUGGCUUAUUUUGUGGCGUCAUGGAGCAUCUACUAAAACGAGGAAAAAACUGUCCAAAAGUGAUAGCGGCGACUCAUUUCCAUGAAAUAUUUGAGAAUAACAUUCUUUCCGAUCGUCUUCCAAUAUCACUGGUCACUAUGGAAAUUGUGAGGAAUGAUGACGACGAAGAAUUGACAUUUCUUUACCGCCUUGUACCAGGUCGAAGUAUUUCUUCUUGGGGAACUUUUUGUGCUUCGAUUGCCGGAGUUCCACCUGGUAUUGUUCAAAGAGCUACGCAUCUGUCGCAACUUUUCUCUCGAUAUGAAUCAAUUCCACCGCCACUCGAUGACGAUCAAGAACGUCGUGUUUACGCGACUUGUGAACAAGUUGCGAGGAAAUUUUUAGAAUUAGAUCUGGAGAAAAGAGAAACUGAUGUCAGUAAGUUCUUGGAAUGGGUGAGCCGAGAAUGCGGUUGA
Molecule: messenger RNA, 2925 nt
Organism: Acaulospora morrowiae
Lineage: Eukaryota; Fungi; Glomeromycota; Glomeromycetes; Diversisporales; Acaulosporaceae
Source: the annotation of a GenBank genome assembly